CCCCACAGCGCAUCAGCCAUGGCCUCCCAGAUCCGUCAGAAUUACUCCACCGAAGUGGAAGCCGCCAUGAACUGCCUGGUCAACCUGCACCUGCGGGCUUCCUACACCUACCUCUCUCUGGGCUACUAUUUUGAUCGGGAUGACGUGGCUCUGGACGGUGUAGGCUACUUCUUCCGCGAAUUGGCCGAGGAGAAACGCGAGGAUGCAGAGUGUCUCCUCAAAUUUCAGAACGACCACGGGGGCUGCGCACUCUUCCAGGAUGUGCAGAAACCAUCUCAAGAUGAGUGGGGUAAGACCCAGGAAGCCAUGGAAGCUGCCUUGGCCCUGGAGAAGAACCUGAACCAGGCUUUCUUGGAUCUUCAUUCCCUGGGUUCUGGUCGCACAGAUCCUCAUCUCUGUGACUUCCUGGAAAGCCACUUCCUGGAUAAGGAGGUGAAGCUCCUCAAGAAGAUGGGCAACCACCUGACCAACAUCCUUAGGGUGGCGGCGGCCCAGCCAGCGCAGACUGGUGCGCCCCAGCCGGCUCUGGGCGAGGGCUCCCUCUGCUCUGCACCAGCCAGCCUCAGGACCUUCACCCGAACCUCUCAAGCCACUAGGCAGCUUUGUAACCGCCCUGGAGCCCCUCCCAGGUCUUGGACCAAGUGA
Mesocricetus auratus (golden hamster) is the source of this 645-nucleotide messenger RNA. RefSeq names its product ferritin light chain 1-like. The record is from RefSeq and is a predicted model, not a curated record. Gene Ontology annotation, biological process: iron ion transport; intracellular iron ion homeostasis. Gene Ontology annotation, cellular component: cytoplasm. The transcript has a single exon. Lineage: Eukaryota; Metazoa; Chordata; Mammalia; Rodentia; Cricetidae. Gene Ontology annotation, molecular function: ferrous iron binding; ferric iron binding. The coding region runs from base 19 to 645 and encodes 208 amino acids.